Messenger RNA from Cyprinodon tularosa, 1037 nucleotides. Its product is annotated as iron-sulfur cluster assembly scaffold protein IscU-like. Gene Ontology annotation, molecular function: ferrous iron binding; 2 iron, 2 sulfur cluster binding. Lineage: Eukaryota; Metazoa; Chordata; Actinopteri; Cyprinodontiformes; Cyprinodontidae. Gene Ontology annotation, cellular component: cytoplasm; mitochondrial matrix. Bases 60 to 557 code for a protein of 165 amino acids. The transcript is spliced from 5 exons. Gene Ontology annotation, biological process: iron-sulfur cluster assembly; intracellular iron ion homeostasis. The record is from RefSeq and is a predicted model, not a curated record.
CUCCCCCUCCUUCUCUCUCGGACGUUCUGUUGUCCAGCUAACUGCGCCAUUACGAAAACAUGGCGAGCACAGUGGCGAAGAAAUGCCUCAGUCCUCUGGCUUUACUCACUCGGAGGCUCUCAGUUCCUGAGUUCAUCUCUCCGUGCUGCUACCACAAGAAGGUGGUGGAUCAUUAUGAGAACCCGAGAAAUGUGGGAUCGCUGGACAAAAACUCCAAGAAUGUUGGAACAGGAUUGGUUGGGGCCCCGGCUUGUGGAGACGUAAUGAAACUGCAGAUUGAGGUAAAUGCGCAGGGGAAGAUUGUGGACGCUAGGUUUAAAACCUUUGGCUGUGGCUCUGCCAUCGCCUCCAGCUCCCUGGCAACCGAGUGGAUAAAAGGCAAAACGCUGGACGAAGCUUUGGAGAUUAAGAACACUGACAUUGCCAAGGAACUCAGUCUUCCUCCCGUUAAGCUGCAUUGCUCAAUGCUUGCAGAGGAUGCCAUCAAGGCGGCCCUCGCAGACUACCGCCUCAAGCAACAGAACGACCAGCAGGAGGCAGUGAGAGCCAGCAACUAAACCCAGCACACCUACUUAGAGCCGGAUACCGUCUGCUUCCUGUUCAGAGUCAGAGAAAUAGCAGCAGUCCAGUAUCAUGGUUUUUUUUCCCAGCAGUAAUUAUAACAAACGCACAGUGUUCAAGCCGUUCUAGAAACUGUUACACAAGGAUCUUUGUGUUAGUCUGUGUCCUCGAACCCCGUCUACUGUAUAAUUGAGGCUGUCACGUAACGCACAAUGUACUGUUUGCGUUGAUGGUAUAAAGCUAAGCCUUAUGCUUUUUGAAUUUAUGUUUGGUUUUCAGAUUGUUUUCAGGAGGAAUUAUUAUUUUGAAAGGUUUUAAUGGAGGUUGAGAUCUAUGCUAAAGGCUUCUCUGGCUGAUUGCAUUUAAAGUGGAUUGAAGGGGUAAAAAAAGGGGGUCCAGUAGUUUGACAUGUAAUUUAUUGUAUUCACAAAAGCUACCUUGAAAGCCUGUAAUAAAAAUGCUUUUGCAUCAUUACA